Penicillium lagena is the source of this 1119-nucleotide messenger RNA. Its product is annotated as PTH11-like integral membrane protein. The transcript has 6 exons. The annotation marks the transcript as partial. The record is from RefSeq and is a predicted model, not a curated record. NCBI's taxonomy places the organism in Eukaryota, Fungi, Ascomycota, Eurotiomycetes, Eurotiales, Aspergillaceae.
AUGGAUGUGCCUCUACACACGAUAUUUCCUCGACAGGGGGACGAUGGGCAUGCCCGCGGCCGGCAAGCGUUGGUGGUGACGGCAGCGCUGACUGCCAUUGCCGCGGCGAUAGUAGGCAUGCGGCUCUUUGCCAGAGCGGGCCUGAUGAAAAUCAUGGGCCGCGAAGACUGGGCCAUUCUGGUUUCUCUGACCUUUUCGAUCAUUUAUCUCGCGCUUGUUGCUGCGCAAUUACAUUUCGGCAUGGGCACACAUUCAGCAGAUCUGCCCGCAGCUAUGCUACAAGCGCAACUCAAAUGCCUCUGGGCCGCAAUCCCAAUGUACAACGCCAGCCUAGCGUGCACAAAAUUCUCCAUCCUCUUCCAAUACCUCCGCAUCUUCCCCCUAUACCCCUUCCGACUAAUUUGCUACAUCAUGAUGGGGAUAGUAGCCACCUACUCCUCGUGGGCCAUUGUGAGCGGAUAUCUGAACUGCAUGCCAGUGGCAAAAUUCUGGAAUCAUGAUCUGCCGGGCCACUGUCUCAACUUUGAGGCGAUUUGGUUCUUCAAUGCCGCGAUGAAUAUCAUCACGGAUUUGACGCUGCUUGGUAUGCCCAUGCCGAUGCUCUCGCAGCUGCAGCUGCCGCGUAUGCAGAAGAUUGCGUUGAUUGGUGUUUUUGCUAUUGGUAUUUUGGUUGUUAUCACGAGUAUUCUGCGUCUAUCGAGUCUACGCAUUGUUGCCCAAAGCACCGAUACUUCCUAUAGCAACGUCGACGCAGCCUACUGGACUGCUGCAGAAUGCAACGUCGCCAUAAUUUGCGCCUCACUCCCCUUCCUUCGUCCACUGAUCGGCCGCCUCUUCCCGAGACUGCUCUCUAGCCAUAAUCGCACAGGCUACGGCCGCACACCUAUGGGCAGAAACAUCAGCCUGAUGACGCCCUCUCCAACUUCACCUACUUUCGCCGUUGCCGCGCAGCGCCUGGGAUCUGAGCUGUUUGAUGAUAGAGAGGAGAAUGAUGGAUAUUCGAUCAACGUGAGGCAUGGGAAGGGGGAUACCCCCAGCUCAUCGCUUAAUGGGAUCGAGGCCACGACUGAGAUGAUUCUUAUUCAGGGUGCUAAUGGGAGGAUUGAGCAGGUGGUAACA